AUGAUGAUGACUCUUCCAAAACUUCUGACAGACUCUGCAGUGCAGACCCUCCACCACCACCGUUUACAAAGUACAAGGGGAGAGGGAAGCCUGGCAACGGCAGGUGAGGGUGCCUACUACAAGAACCACACAGAGUGGAAAACCCGCCCGUCCCCAGCGCAUACAGAUGUGAGGCCUAGUGCACGCCGCCUACCCAAGUCGAGAGCGGCGGAGGCUGUACAUCGAAAGCUCCAAGCAAGGAAACGCCGGGGGGCAAGACGGCACACGAGACCCGAACAACCAACCCAUAAAGCCCACCAUCGUAUCCCACUAGGGACAAGCAUAAACCCUGCCAGAUCACAGAUCUCUGUGAAACCAGAACCUACUAGCCUGCAAAUCUUGAGCCGGGACAGCUCCUUCUCUAUGCUCCGCAUUGUAUGCACUCCCAAGACCAACAUGAG
This is a messenger RNA of Pelobates cultripes (western spadefoot toad), 440 nucleotides long. The record is from the annotation of a GenBank genome assembly. NCBI's taxonomy places the organism in Eukaryota, Metazoa, Chordata, Amphibia, Anura, Pelobatidae.